AUGGCGGCGGCGGCGGGCGAUCGCGCCUCGUCGUCGGGAUUCCCGGGCGCCGCGGCGGCGAGUCCCGAGGCGGGCGGCGGCGGCGGCGGCGGCGGAGCUCUCCAGGGAAGCGGCGCGCCCGCAGCGGGCGCGGCGGGGCUGCUGCGGGAGCCUGGCAGCGCGGGCCGCGAGCGCGCGGACUGGCGGCGGCGGCAGCUGCGCAAAGUGCGGAGUGUGGAGCUGGACCAGCUGCCGGAGCAGCCGCUCUUCCUCGCCGCCGCCGCCUCGCCGCCCUGCCCAUCUACUUCCCCGUCGCCGGAGCCCGCGGACGCGGCUGCAGGAGCGAGUCGCUUCCAGCCCGCGGCGGGACCGCCACCCCCGGGAGCGGCGAGUCGCUGCGGCUCCCACUCUGCCGAGCUGGCGGCCGCGCGGGACAGCGGCGCCCGGAGCCCCGCGGGGGCCGAGCCGCCCUCUGCAGCGGCCCCCUCCGGUCGAGAGAUGGAGAAUAAAGAAACCCUCAAAGGACUGCACAAGAUGGAGGAUCGCCCGGAGGAGAGAAUGAUCCGGGAGAAGCUCAAGGCGACCUGUAUGCCCGCCUGGAAGCACGAGUGGUUGGAGAGGCGGAACAGGAGAGGCCCUGUGGUGGUGAAGCCAAUCCCUAUUAAAGGAGAUGGAUCUGAAAUGAAUAACUUGGCAGCUGAGCCCCAAGGAGAGGGCCAGGCAGGUUCCGCUGCACCAGCCCCCAAGGGCCGACGAAGCCCGUCUCCUGGCAGCUCUCCGUCAGGGCGCACGGUGAAGCCGGAAUCCCCAGGAGUGAGACGGAAACGAGUGUCCCCGGUGCCUUUCCAGAGUGGCAGAAUCACACCACCCCGAAGAGCCCCGUCACCGGAUGGCUUCUCCCCGUACAGCCCAGAGGAGACGAGCCGCCGCGUGAACAAAGUGAUGAGAGCCCGGCUGUACCUGCUGCAGCAGAUAGGACCUAACUCUUUCCUGAUUGGAGGAGACAGUCCAGACAAUAAAUACCGGGUGUUUAUUGGGCCACAGAACUGCAGCUGUGGGCGCGGAGCAUUCUGUAUUCACCUCUUGUUUGUCAUGCUCCGGGUGUUUCAGCUAGAACCCUCUGACCCCAUGUUAUGGAGAAAAACUUUAAAAAAUUUUGAGGUUGAGAGUUUGUUCCAGAAAUACCACAGUAGGCGUAGCUCGAGAAUCAAAGCUCCAUCCCGGAAUACCAUCCAGAAGUUUGUGUCACGCAUGUCAAAUUGUCACACACUGUCAUCGUCUAGCACAUCUACAUCUAGUUCAGAAAACAGCAUCAAGGAUGAAGAGGAGCAGAUGUGUCCCAUCUGCUUGCUGGGCAUGCUGGAUGAGGAGAGCCUGACUGUGUGUGAAGAUGGCUGCAGGAACAAGCUGCACCACCAUUGCAUGUCCAUCUGGGCGGAAGAGUGUAGAAGAAAUAGAGAGCCUCUAAUAUGUCCCCUUUGUAGAUCUAAGUGGAGAUCCCAUGACUUCUACAGCCAUGAGUUAUCAAGCCCCGUGGAGUCCCCCGCCUCCCUGCGAGCUGUCCAGCAGCCAUCCUCCCCGCAGCAGCCCGUGGCCGGAUCACAGCGGAGGAAUCAGGAGAGCAGUUUUAACCUUACUCAUUUUGGAACCCAGCAGAUUCCUUCCGCUUACAAAGAUUUGGCCGAGCCAUGGAUUCAGGUGUUUGGAAUGGAGCUCGUUGGCUGCUUAUUCUCUAGAAACUGGAACGUAAGGGAAAUGGCCCUGAGGCGUCUUUCCCACGACGUUAGUGGGGCCCUGUUGUUGGCAAACGGGGAGAGCACUGGAAACUCUGGAGGCGGCAGUGGGGGCAGCUUAAGUGCGGGAGCGGCCAGCGGGUCCUCCCAGCCCAGCAUCUCAGGGGAUGUGGUGGAGGCGUGCUGCAGUGUCCUGUCUAUAGUCUGCGCUGACCCUGUCUACAAAGUGUACGUUGCUGCUUUAAAAACAUUGAGAGCCAUGCUGGUAUACACUCCUUGCCACAGUCUGGCAGAAAGAAUCAAACUUCAGAGACUCCUCCGGCCAGUUGUAGACACUAUCCUUGUCAAGUGUGCAGAUGCCAACAGCCGCACGAGUCAGCUGUCCAUAUCUACAGUGCUGGAACUCUGCAAGGGCCAAGCAGGAGAGCUGGCGGUCGGGAGAGAAAUACUUAAAGCUGGGUCCAUCGGGGUCGGUGGUGUCGAUUACGUCUUAAGUUGUAUCCUUGGAAACCAAGCUGAAUCAAACAACUGGCAAGAACUGCUGGGUCGCCUCUGUCUUAUAGACAGGUUGCUGUUGGAAUUUCCUGCUGAGUUCUAUCCUCACAUUGUCAGUACCGAUGUCUCACAAGCUGAGCCUGUCGAAAUCAGGUAUAAGAAGCUGCUCUCCCUCUUAGCCUUUGCCUUGCAAUCCAUUGACAAUUCCCACUCGAUGGUCGGCAAGCUCUCUCGGAGGAUAUAUCUGAGCUCUGCCAGGAUGGUGACUGCAGUGCCCGCCGUGUUUUCCAAGCUGGUAACCAUGCUUAACGCUUCUGGCUCCACCCACUUCACCAGGAUGCGCCGGCGUCUGAUGGCUAUCGCGGACGAGGUAGAAAUUGCCGAGGUCAUCCAGCUGGGUGCGGAGGACACUGUGGAUGGGCAACAGGACAGCUUGCAGGCGCUGGCCCCCGCCAGCUGUCUAGAAAACAGCUCCCUUGAGCCCACAGUCCAUAGAGAGAAAACUGGAAAAGGGUUAAGUGCUACGAGACUGAGUGCCAGCUCGGAGGACAUUUCUGACAGACUGGCCGGCGUCUCUGUAGGACUUCCCAGCUCAACAACAACGGAACAACCAAAGCCAACGGUUCAAACAAAAGGCAGACCCCACAGUCAGUGUUGGAACUCCUCCCCCUUGUCUCAUGCUCAGUUAAUGUUCCCAGCAACAUCAGCCCCUUGUUCCUCUGCCCCAUCUGUCCCAGCUGGCUCUGUAACAGAUAUUUCUAAGCACAGACCCCAGGCAUUUGUUCCCUGCAAAAUACCUUCCGCAUCUCCUCAAACACAGCGCAAGUUUUCUCUACAGUUCCAGAGGAACUGCUCUGAACAUCGAGACUCAGACAAACUCUCCCCAGUCUUUACUCAGUCAAGACCCCCACCCUCCAGUAACAUACACAGGCCAAAGCCAUCCCGACCCGUCCCGGGCAGUACAAGCAAACUAGGGGAUGCCACAAAAAGUAGCAUGACACUUGAUCUGAGCAGUGCUUCCGGGUGUGAUGACAGCUUUGGCGGCGGCAGCAACAGUGGCAACGCUGUCAUACCCAGCGAUGAGACGGUGUUCACGCCAGUGGAGGACAAGUGCAGGUUAGAUGUGAACACCGAGCUCAACUCCAGCAUCGAGGACCUUCUUGAAGCAUCCAUGCCUUCAAGUGACACAACAGUCACUUUCAAGUCCGAAGUCGCCGUCCUCUCUCCGGAAAAGGCCGAAAAUGACGACACCUACAAAGAUGACGUCAAUCAUAAUCAAAAGUGCAAAGAAAAGAUGGAAGCUGAAGAAGAGGAGGCUUUAGCGAUCGCCAUGGCGAUGUCAGCGUCUCAGGAUGCCCUCCCCAUCGUCCCUCAGCUGCAGGUGGAAAAUGGAGAAGAUAUUAUCAUCCUUCAGCAAGAUACACCAGAAACUCUUCCAGGCCAUACCAAAGCGAAGCAACCUUACAGGGAAGACGCUGAAUGGCUGAAAGGUCAGCAGAUAGGCCUCGGAGCGUUUUCUUCCUGUUACCAAGCACAAGAUGUGGGGACUGGAACUUUAAUGGCUGUGAAGCAGGUGACGUACGUCAGAAACACAUCCUCGGAGCAGGAGGAGGUGGUGGAAGCGUUGAGGGAAGAGAUCCGGAUGAUGGGCCACCUCAACCAUCCAAACAUCAUCAGGAUGCUGGGGGCCACGUGCGAGAAGAGCAACUACAACCUGUUCAUUGAGUGGAUGGCGGGUAUGUGCGCUCUCUGAAGAGGGUCCUGCGUGCCCACAAGUGACCGGAUGCCUCACUUAUCAAUACGUUAGGUCUCUAAAAACAAACCACUCCUAAUAUAAAGCUAUCCACAAAAAAUACUGUAUUUUAAAUCUAGUAAAUAUUAAAAUUUUUCAUCUUGCUGUUUUGUUUUGUUGUACUUAGAAUGGAGCCCAGACCUUGUCCGUGCUAGGCAAGUUCUCUGGCACCGAGCUGUGGUCCCCAGCUCAGCAACCCUUCUUAAGAGUGAUUUUAGGGCUUGGUGUAGAAGAAUUUUUUUUCCCCAAAAAAAAUCUGGCUUGUUUAAAUCCCAUGUUUCUCUUUAAUAGUCAUCACUAAUUGUAUAGAUUAUGUUCCUGUAAGAAUGUUCCUAACAAUAUAAAUAAAGUUACUAAGCGGGACCUGGGCCUGCAGGCAGUGUACUCAAGAGGCCAAGGCAGAAGGGUGGUUGGUCCAAGGGGGGUAUGGCCUGAGCCAUAAUAGGUGAGAGUCUGUCUCAAAUAAAUAAGCAAACCUAAAUAAAUUCAUGUUUAAUUUGAAAACUUAACUGAAGAUAAAACAGCACCGGGACACAAAGUUAAACCUCCCUCUCUUGAACAUAGAUGGAGUUCACUUCUAUAAUCUAUGUAACAGUGACUCCAGCUAGGACGCCUAGGUUAUCCAGCCAGUUGUUAAGUGCUCGUAUGGUUUGAGAGUGCAUCUCUAGUUCAUGUUUGUAUGUGCUUACUAGUGUGCCCGUGUGCGUGCAGAUGUCAGAGGUCUGAGACGGUGUGUACCUCCGUCACUCUCCACCUUUGUUGGGAUACAGUCUCUCUCUGACCCCGAAGCUCAUCAGUUGGGCUAAGAUAGCGGGCCUAUGCUGAGGCCACAGUGUACAGUUUUGAUAGAGGAAAUCAGCUGGACUUUGAACGCGGGCUAUGAGCAUACCAUUUCAUACGAGCUCAUCUUGUCGGCCUGAGAAGCUAGAGCGUUAAGAAGCCGGGCUCGGGCU
Mus caroli (Ryukyu mouse) is the source of this 4952-nucleotide messenger RNA. NCBI's taxonomy places the organism in Eukaryota, Metazoa, Chordata, Mammalia, Rodentia, Muridae. The record is from RefSeq and is a predicted model, not a curated record.